AUGACGGCUAAAAUGACGGCGAAAAUGACGGCGAAAACGCUGGACAUAGUGGACCAAGCGGGAAAAAGUAUGAGUCGAGAAAAACUCAAGGAUGAAAUAAAAAUCUUAUUCACAGACAUAGAUGGGACUCUGCUUAACAGUGAUCAUAAGCUAUCCCCACUGAAUAUCCAAACGUUGGUAAAGGCCAAAGAAAAAGGAAUUAAAAUUGUGUUUUCCACAGGGAGACCCAUAUUUUCUGUACAAGGAGUCAUAGGAGAAGAAUUAAAAAAAAAUGACUUGAAGUUAUUUCCAGGAAUAUAUCUAAAUGGAUGUAUAACGUAUGAUGAAAAUGGAGAAAAAAUAAUUGACCACGUUAUUAAUGAUGAAUUAAAAAUGGAAAUUCAUAAUUUCACAAAAAAAAACAAAUUCGAUCAGUACUGCAUUUGGUACACUGUGGACAAAACGUUUUGUUUUACCAUAAAUGAAGAAAUCAGAAACUACAUGAAUAUUGAAAGCGUCUCUCCUGAAAUUAUUAACGAAGCAACAUUUAAAACGAUGACUAUGUAUAAAGUACUCAUGUGUUUAAAUGAGCAAAAUAUUUUCUCCAUUUUUCAAUCCUGCAAGGAUCUAUUUGCUCACAAAAUUAACGUAGCUAAUACUUUUAUGAAUUAUAUUGAAUUAUUUCACCAGAAAACCAACAAGUUUGAGGGAGUGAAAAAGAUUUGCGAGAAUUACAAUAUCAGUUUGAAUAAUGCCUUGGUCAUUGGGGAUGGCGAGAAUGACAUGGAAAUGCUCGAGGGAGUGCCCACUUCUGUUGCGCCCAGUAAUGCCUCCGAUAAGGUUAAGAGGUGUGCUAAGUAUAUUGGCCCCUCCAACAACGACGACGUGGUUAGUCACGCGCUCCAGACGUUUUGCGGGGUCCAC
Messenger RNA from Plasmodium cynomolgi strain B, 903 nucleotides. Its product is annotated as haloacid dehalogenase. The transcript has a single exon. Gene Ontology annotation, molecular function: phosphatase activity; magnesium ion binding. The annotation marks the transcript as partial. Gene Ontology annotation, cellular component: cytosol. The record is from RefSeq and is a predicted model, not a curated record. Lineage: Eukaryota; Apicomplexa; Aconoidasida; Haemosporida; Plasmodiidae.